Messenger RNA from Lates calcarifer (barramundi perch), 3124 nucleotides. It is a transcript of the gene vrk3, whose product is annotated as VRK serine/threonine kinase 3. Gene Ontology annotation, biological process: signal transduction; peptidyl-serine phosphorylation. The record is from RefSeq and is a predicted model, not a curated record. The coding region runs from base 623 to 2518 and encodes 631 amino acids. The transcript is spliced from 21 exons. Gene Ontology annotation, cellular component: cytoplasm; nucleus. Gene Ontology annotation, molecular function: ATP binding; protein serine/threonine kinase activity. NCBI's taxonomy places the organism in Eukaryota, Metazoa, Chordata, Actinopteri, Centropomidae.
GUUGAGCGAUGAUCCGCCCCUACCCUGCCUCUGAUUGGCUAAAUCUUUCUGCUAAUCGCUAACGUUAGCCUAGCAGUGAUGCUAACCAGUGCUACAAGAGUGACAAAUGCGUUAUCCCGGCCAAAUACCCUCAACAUGGAUGCUAAGUGUGCUGCACCGAAAGUGGCGACAGCAAGAUCAGGAAAUCUGAGAAGGCCCCUCAGCACCGCUGAGCGGUUUCCCUGCAAAGCCCCAUCCAUAAAUAUUAACCAAUACUGUGAGUUAUUGGAAUUCUUACCAAAGGAUUAUCAGUACCAUGUCUGUAAAUACAAAGCUGUGAACCAAUCCAGCGAUGACCAUAUCAGUUUUGAGGCCAUAGUGCGGAUGUCCCUUAAAUCGAAGGAGGAGAUCCUGGUGUGGCUGAAGUCCAUGGCAGUCACAUGGAGAGUGGCCCACACCAGGCCCACAAAAGGCCACAGGAUCAUCUUCAAAGCAGACUACCGGUGCCAGCACAACACCAAGCCCAGGGAAACAUUAAAGGCUGGCAGGGUGUCCAAAAAUACUGGCUGCCCUGCUAAACUUAAAGUCACCCUUGUGCGCACUGAGGUCUCCAAGGGGCAACGGAGCAGGAACACUGAUCCUCAUGUACCUGACUACCCAACAAUUGUGGAUAUCAAUAAUAUUCACAAUCACAGAAUACAAGAGGUUGAUGCAAUGCAUCACCAGGAUGUGGAUGUGGCCAACAAGACUGGAGAAGCUCAAAAAGUUGCUUGAGGCUGGGCACUCUCCAUCCUCAGCACUUGAUGUGUUGAAGUAUGAUUUGCAGGUUCAGUGUAAGGAUGAUUGCACCUCAGCAGACCACUCCGUCUGUCCUGACCUGCACUUCUGCCAUAGAAUGCCUUUCCAUUUCUGCCCCCAGUGUGGGACGAAGUUGCAGCCUGGUUUCAGAUUUUGUCCAUCAUGUGGGGAGAAGCUUCCAAGUGUCGCUGAUGAAUCUGGACCUGUGAGCUCCACUGUUUCUCCACCCAGGAGGGAUGAAGUACCAGUAUUGACUAAAAUAAGCCUUGCAUCAAGUUCAAGCCCAAGUUCAGAGCCCAGAGAAAGUAACGCCCAUGCAUGUACUACCUCAACUCCAGUUACAGCUCGCCCUGCACUGCGAAAAACCCGUAACUCCCUUCGUCUGGACAGGGAAAUUAAAUUCAACAUUAAAGAUGUCACUCCACCUGUGGUGCCCUCCACUAAUGACAAGACUGAAGAUAAUGGCGUUGGUGUCCAUAUAUCUCCACCAAAGCAGCACUCAGUCACUUUCAAACUGGAUGCAGAGGUACAGCCCAGAUUAGAGACUUCAUCUUCUCCUGUCAUUAAAUCCCCUCGAACUGUGAGGGGAAAGGCAAAACUCUUCAGUCCUGUGGUGAAGCAGGUAGAAGAGGGAAAGAAGCUGACUGAUAAAACAAGUGGGAAGGCAGAGGGACUGACAGUAGACGGCUUUACUGUGGCUGUUUCUCCAGUUUCCUCACCAAUCUCUAGGUCUCCUUUAAAAGUGACGGGAAAAAGCAAGUCCAAAAAGGCAAAGCAUGCACCCACUGUGGAACCGCUACAGGAAGGCGAGGAGGUGACAGAUACGGCAGGCAAGAAGUGGAAACUGAUGAAGCUGCUCAGUCAAAGCACAACAGAGAUCAUCUAUGAAGUUUUGCAAACAAAUUCACGAUCCAGUUCCAAGGAAGCAAAUCACGUCCUCAGGCUGGGAGCUAAAGAUGGUAGAAUCUUCAAUGAGCAGAACUUCCUGCAGAGAGCUGCCAAACCUGCGUCAGUUGACAAGUGGAUCAGACAAAACAAGAUGGAUUUCCUGGGGAUUCCUUCCUGUGUUGGCUUCGGUCCUCAUGCAGAUUCCUACAGGUUUCUGAUUUUCCCCAACAUGGGCCAGUCUCUCCAGUCUGUCAUUGAAGAAGAAGAUGGUUUUCUGUCUGAAAAAGCUGUUCUUCACCUCGCCUGUAGGCUAUUAGAUGUUCUGCAGUAUAUCCAUUCCAAUGAGUAUGUUCACGCUGAUAUUAAUGCAGAAAACAUCUACAUCAAACCAGGACAGACAUCACAGGUUUACCUUGUAGGAUACUGCCAUGCUUUCAGGUACUGUCCUGGAGGCCAACACGUGGAGUACCGUGAAGCCAGCAGGACACCACAUGAAGGCACUAUGGAGUUCAUCAGCCUGGAUGUUCAUAAAGGAGCAGCGCCGUCUAGACGCAGUGACUUGCAGUCUCUGGGUUACUGCAUGCUACGAUGGCACACAGGGACGCUGCCGUGGACCACCCUCACUCAACCGGACCAGGUAGUCGCCCAGAAACAGAGGUACAUGGAGGAUGUUCCUGCUCUGUUGAGUCACUGCUUUGGGAAGACAAGAGUCUCCAGUGCGUUUCAGACUUACCUGACUGCCGUGAUGGCUCUGCAGUACUCUGAGCAGCCCGACUACACAGCGCUGAAGGCCGGACUCAGUGCAGCCUUACUGCAGAUGGGGGGGUCAUUGGAGCAGCCUCUUAGUUUUUAGAGAAAUGGAACAAAAAGAAAACAGUUGGAAGGUGGACUGCAUUUUCUUUAUAUAAUUGUUUUAUCAUGCUGUUUUUUUUUUAUCUGUGAUGUUACAUUGCACUGAAAGCAGAGUUACAGUUCUAUAUGUGCAAACAACACUUACACCAGGUCAAUAGGAUUUCACUGGGGUCAUCAUUUUAAACAUUCAUGUUGUGUUGGUUUCUCAGAUAAAUUGCACUGUGGUUUUUAGCAUUACAAUGAAUGAGAGAGGGAUUCAGGUUCAGUUUCAGAGACAGAUCUUGGGAGAUGUUGAUGCUUUAUUAGUUAAAUGUGUUACAAUGACCUUUACUCUUGUCUGGUUUCAGGUACUUUAUUUUAACAGAUUGCUUGUUUCAGCUGUUUUCUGUUUCAUGAAUUUACCCUUUUUCUCCUGUGAAUGUAAAGGGGAGAACAGAUUGACAAUGCAAAUGUUUUCUGUGUCUUUCCUGUCAUGAUGUGAAUUUAGUCAUUUCUUUAAGAUGAGCCCACAAACAGAUGGGGAUUGACACAACUCCUCAAAGCUUCCUUAUAUUGUCUGUAAACAUAGUUAAUUUGCAAUAAUAAAGUGGCUGUAUUUAUAACAGUG